Molecule: messenger RNA, 309 nt
Organism: Striga hermonthica
Lineage: Eukaryota; Viridiplantae; Streptophyta; Magnoliopsida; Lamiales; Orobanchaceae
Source: the annotation of a GenBank genome assembly
AUGAGAGAGAUCUCAACUCCGAAAGGAUUUCGUCUUCUCGCCUUCUUAUCAGCAAUUUUCCUGCUUUUCGUUUCAGCUUAUGCUGAUGAAUCAUCAACUCCAAAAAAGGGAAAAAACACGGAAUCAAAUGGCGGCAGCAAUGGAUCUAAGAUAGCACUUGUAUGUGUGGCCAUUGUGGCUGUUGGCCUGCUAUCAUUUUUCCUUUUCAGAUUUUGGCAAAAGAAGAAACGUGAAGAGCAGUACGCUCGCUUGCUGAAGUUGUUUGAGGAGGAUGAUGAACUUGAGGUGGAGCUUGGCCUACGCGAUUGA